GCAGCAAUAGUGCUCCUUUGUCGUCCGUGGAUAUUUUGCCCCGGCUGACAAAUGACAAAGCCUAAUUGCCCCACGCUAGAAUUCCGUCUUGCUAGCGCCACUCCACCCCACGGGGAACCGAUAGACCGUGAGCUCACGACCUCUGGUCUCUGCGCAAAUGAGAGCAAUGACAAGGAAUUUAUUUUUUGGAUAUGGCUGCAGAAUUCUAAUUCGAUCUCACUUCUUGUAAUUCGUUCGAUUGAUGACACUUUGGCUGUGGCCUUAGCAGAAGCAGGGAUCCAUCUCUUUUUACAUGUGAUUGGCCGGGCAAAUGUCUCGGCAUCAUGGCGGGAAGAAACCUCCAAUCCCAUAUCGCCUGUGAUGAGUGUAGAGCUCACAAAUUCCGCUGCUCAAGAGAGCGACCAUCUUGCUCUUGGUGUGUCAAGCACAAUGCACAUUGCGUUUACAGCUUGAAACCUACCCGCAGCAGGCUCACUCGAGAAUAUGUGACUUCUUUAGAAGAGCGUCUUCGCGAAUAUGAGGAUGCGUUUGCAAAAUUGUUCCCUGGAAAGGAUGUCGAAUCUCUGCCCAAUCUGGGACCUCUAGCGUCACAGAGCGGUGAUGAGCAGAAGAGUAAAAGUACCUCCGAGAAAAGCUCGGAGCAGUUAUCUGAACGAGAGGCUCCUGAUUCUGCAGAUGAAACUUUUCCGGAAGAGGCAGAGGGUUUUGAUUGGAUGGAAUAUGAUCCAGGCCACACGCCAUUCACGGAUGGAAUGGCAGCCUUGUCCCUCAAUCCUCGAGGACGAGGGUAUCUCGGAGUAUUCUCCAAUUCGUCUCUCCUGCGAGCGCUUCAUUCGCAUGGGUGGCCGAUUGAAGACCCCGAGCAGCAGCAAGAUUCAACGACAUAUGAGAAGGGCCAAACUCAAAACCAGCCUACUCCUCUACUGAUCAAUCCAUCUUCCUCCCGGCAAACCAAUCAGAUUCUCAUUGAUGCUUACUUUCAUUUCUAUCAUACCGCUUACCCUCUAAUCCACGAAGCCAGCUUUAGAGCUCAGCACAAUGAGCUCAUUCCGCGGCCACCAGGCCGUAUUUGGGAGAUAAUUCUCCACGCGGUCCUCGCAAAAGGUGCGUGGAGCUUACGACAGGGUGACUCCGUUCUCGAAAACCCUUUUUAUCUCGAGGCACGCAAUCUUUUAAAGGAAGCUUUUAUUUUCGAGUCUGGAAGCCUUCCACUGGUUCAGGCAUUGGCCCUGCUUGGCAACCUCACGCAAAAGGAAGACAAGCCCAAUACAGCAUAUAACUUUCUGGGCUUGGCUGUCCGCAUGGCAAUUAGUAUCGGCCUUCACAAGGAGCUUCCCGACUGGAAUAUCAGUUUGCUCAAGCGGGAGAUGCGAAGACGCGUAUGGUGGAUGCUCGUCAUCUUCGACAGCGGAGCAGCAAUUACUUUUGGACGUCCCAUCACAUUGCCAGCCACGAGAACGACCGAUGUCAAGGAUAUGUUGAAUGUACAUGACGCAGACCUUACCGCAGCAACGUCAGCAAUCCCUCUAGAUCCUAACGAACCAACAUUGUAUUCUGUUCCCCUAGCAAACGCACAAUUCAGCAAGCUAGCUAAUCCUAUAUACACACAACUUCUCGCAAAACCUGCGUGUUCUGCCGAGCGCCUGAGCGAAUUCGACCAAAUGAUUGAAGCAGCAAUGAACAAUCUCCCAGAAUACCUCAAAGAGGAUCACAUUUCUUCAUUGUCCACCGAAUGGCUACAGUUCAACGCCACGCGAUUGAUCUGGCGGUUUCGCAAUUUCCGGAUUCUCAUAAACAGACCCAUAGUCAUGCGAUGGGCUAUUCGCCGAGCAUCCCGUCGCCAAUCCGAACAUGGAACCCCAGAGGAAGAAGGAGAGGAAGACCACUCAUCAGCAGAGCAACGUGCACGACUGGCAUGCUUAGAGAAUGCGCAUUCGACCAUCAUCUCUGUUCGGGACUUUACUCUUUCUCCUCAAGCCAGUACUCUCAUGGCAAUCUGGUACGCAAUGUACUUUCUCUUCCAAGCCAGCAUCAUCCCCUGCAUCUUCAUCUGCGCGGCCCCCGAAUCGCCCGACAUGCCAUCCUGGCUGCAUGACGUGCAAAUCGCCCGCGAGGUCCUCAACGCUCACAACCACGCCGCGAGCAAUACUAAUACCCGCCUUCGCCUCGCGAGCAAGUUCAUCGCCGUCAUCAACCGCCUCUGCGCCACGCUCGAGGGCAAUCACGACACGUUCCCGCACAGCGCGGGCCAAACGGAUUUUCUCAACGAACUUAGUCUGCAAUUUGCAUUUGGUGGCCACCACGAUAAUCUUAGUGGUGAUUAUGAUUUGGAUAUGCGUGAGUAUUUUGACGGCCAUAGUCCUCUUACUGCUGCUGGCGGUCGUCCUGCUCCUGCUCCUGCUCCCGUUGGCAGUGCUCUAGAAGAAGGAGGUGUGGGAACCAGUAGUUUCAAUGACGAGUUUUUGUCAGUCGCAGAGGACAUUAAUAGUCUGGCUGGUUGGAUAUGAAAAUUUUUUUUCUCCUUUUUUUUUUGUUUUGAGUCUCUGCAUUUUCCUGCACAAGAACAAAAGAGCGCAGGAACGACUCCGAAUCUUUGAUAUUAUCCCGAAUUAUACAAAUUGCGCUGGUUACUCAAGGACACAAGGUAGCAUACUUUUCGUACACAAAUAUUUGUCUCAUAGUUAUAUGCUAAAAUAAAUUGGACAUACGCUCAUGUAACAGGGACGGAAAAUGCUAAUUAACUACCUUAGAUGAUGGUAUAUCAAUAUAUGCUGACAAGGGAAUUGUAAUGUACGUGAUAUAAUACGAGGCAAUGCGAUGCUUUGCUGCUUUGCUAUGCUCUGCUAUGCUCC
This is a messenger RNA of Xylona heveae TC161, 2852 nucleotides long. RefSeq lists its product as hypothetical. Lineage: Eukaryota; Fungi; Ascomycota; Xylonomycetes; Xylonales; Xylonaceae. Gene Ontology annotation, molecular function: RNA polymerase II cis-regulatory region sequence-specific DNA binding; DNA-binding transcription factor activity, RNA polymerase II-specific; zinc ion binding. The transcript has 7 exons. Gene Ontology annotation, biological process: positive regulation of transcription from RNA polymerase II promoter by galactose; DNA-templated transcription. The coding region runs from base 324 to 2507 and encodes 727 amino acids. Gene Ontology annotation, cellular component: nucleus. The record is from RefSeq and is a predicted model, not a curated record.